Molecule: messenger RNA, 259 nt
Organism: Ambispora leptoticha
Lineage: Eukaryota; Fungi; Glomeromycota; Glomeromycetes; Archaeosporales; Ambisporaceae
Source: the annotation of a GenBank genome assembly
AUGGGUCAUCUUAAAAGAAAUACUGAAGAUGAUGCAUCAAAUAGUGAUAAUAAUGCAUCAAAUAAUAAUGAAGAUGCAUUAAAUAGUGAUGAAGAUAUACCCAUAAUUGAUAAUGCAUAUGAUUUGAAAGCCGUGAAGACUAUUUCUGAAAAACUUGCUCAAAGCUCAUUUUGGCGAUAUACUGGAAUUCAUAUUCUUCUUCAACAUGAUACACCUAAAAUGAAAGCAAGUCAAACAAUUGCAAAAAUUCAUAAUGGUG